Molecule: messenger RNA, 1926 nt
Organism: Cyphellophora europaea CBS 101466
Lineage: Eukaryota; Fungi; Ascomycota; Eurotiomycetes; Chaetothyriales; Cyphellophoraceae
Exons: 2
Coding region: 1-1926 (641 amino acids)
Source: RefSeq, a predicted model, not a curated record
AUGGGCAAGGAAGAAGACAAGGAGAAGGCCGAGAAGCUUGCGGCCGCAAAGAAAAGGGUCGCUCAGCUACAGAAGAAGAAAAAGGCUGGCGCAAAAUCCGGUGCUACGUCCAAAGACAAGUCCACUAAGGAUGACACUCCCAAGUCGCCUACCAAGGACGCGGCCGAUGCAGAGCCUGAGGAGGAUGGACCUACAGAGACCGAGGAGAAACCCCUAGAAGACAACAAGACCACCUCAGAAGAACCUGUCGACGCCGACGAAGCAGACUUCAAUGCCGCUAUCGCAGCAGCCACCUCACCUCCUCCAGAUGAGGGUUCUGCUGCCAAAUCGCCUGAAGAUGAUACAUUCCCUGCCGAUGCGCCCUCACGCGCUCGUCAUAUCGGCCGACAAGCCUCUAUCUCCCUCCAGUCCAAACUUCGCAGCACCUCCUUCCGGGACACAGCGCCUGGCCCGACGUCCCCAGGCGCCGGCCCUCUAGCCCGAGUCGAAGAACUAGAGCGCGAGAACAAGCGUCUAGCGGAAGAAGCCGCCUCACAUGAGUCCCGAUGGCGGCGUACAGAAGAACAACUCGAAGAGCUUCGGGAAGAGUCGGUCGCGGGAGAAAGCAAAACCAUCGAGAGCCUGAAAUCCGAGAUCGAGCUACUAAAGCGCCAGCAACGCACCGGAUCCACGAGCGGUGGAGGAGGCAAGACAUCACGACGAGAAAGUUCUGCAAAUGCACUCCACGACAGUGCAGCACAGUCGCACUUGAAAGACCUCGAGGCCAAAGACGCGACCAUUGCAGACAUGCAGCUGGAAAUCAGCCGCAUGCGCGGCCAACUCUCCUCACAAACCGAAGGCUGCGAAACACACGGCGAGCAGAUUUCCUCCCUUCAAUCAACACUCUCCUCCACCGAGACGAAGCUACGCACCAUCGAAACUGAGCUCGCAGACACGAAAAAAGCCCUCCAUCGCGCCUCCGAGAAGGCCGUGUCCGAUGGCACAGAGCGCACCUCCAAAGACACGCGCAUCCGGUCCCUCGAGCGCGAAAUCGCCGAGGCCACGUCCUCCCUCGCCGAAGCGGCCAGGAAGGCCGACCAGCUCGAGAAGAAGGUCGAGGUCAUGAACAAACUGCACCGCGAAGCCGAGGGCCGCGCGGGGAGCAAGCUCAGCGCCGCCGAAGCGGCCGCGAGGGAGAUCCCCGCCCUGCGCGCCAAAGUUGCCACGUUGGAGGCGGAGAACGCGAAGCUGCGCGAGAAGCACAAGCGCGCCAUGUCUGGCGGAGGCGCAGACGAAGGAAUCGACGACCUGGAAGACGAGGAGCGCCGCAAGCUGGAGCGCCGCAUUCGCGAGCUCGAGGGCCAGGUCUUUGAGCUGCAGCGCGGCGUGUGGCGGGACAAGCGCACCGCUUUGCAACCCGGCAUGGGUGGCGGAUCCGGCACCGACGCCAAUGCUGCCGCCGGAAGGCCGAGUCUCGAGGGCCGCGCCACGCAGGAAGAAGGCUUCGACGAAGUCGACCUGUCCGGCGCCGCCGCAACGUCGCGCCGCGCAUCCAGUUUCUUCGGGGCCUCCUCGCGCGGCGCCACCGCCAGUCCGGGCACCCAACAGCAGCAGCAGAAACACAGCAAUUUCACGCAAUACCUCUCCUCGGGAUUCAACGCAUUUCUGGGCCCGCAGUCGCCUGGCGCUGGUGCUGCUACCACCGGUGGUGGUGCAGGUCGGCCUCGGAACGACUCACUCCUACAAGACUUCGACGGGGAUGAGGGUGGAGAUGGUUUCGACGAGGCGGCGUUUGCGCGCGCGCAGCGCGAGGAGGAGAUGAAGAAGAUGGUGGAGCAUGUAAGGGAGGUGAAGAGGGGGUUGGGGAGGUGGAAGGGCUGGCGGCUGGAUUUGGUGGAGACGAGGAAGGGGGAUGGCGUUGGUGCGGGUGAGGUUUUUGAGGUUUGA